Molecule: messenger RNA, 5609 nt
Organism: Alligator mississippiensis (American alligator)
Lineage: Eukaryota; Metazoa; Chordata; Crocodylia; Alligatoridae
Gene: RNF170
Product: ring finger protein 170
Exons: 8
Coding region: 455-1612 (385 amino acids)
Molecular function (GO): ubiquitin protein ligase activity
Source: RefSeq, a predicted model, not a curated record
CGUUCCCCCCUCCCCCCGCUGUGGAGCUAGGUCGGGCUGAGCCGCCACCACCGCCCGCGGGUGUGCGUGCGUGCGUGCUUACGCCUUCCUCGAGCUGUUCGCGGCCGGGGGCUUCUCUGCAGCGCCGCGCUUGGAUGGCGGGGGCCGGGGCUGGGCGCGCGGCCCCGGCCCGGCGCCGGCGCUUCUGGAGCUCCCGGCGGCCCGGCCUGGUCCGCGCCCUUCCCUCGGCCAGUCUGCCCGUGCCCGGCCGUUCCGGCUCUGACCUCCUGCACGCGAGGGAGGCUGCCGGCACUUUCGGAAGUUACUCAGGAAACCUGAUUUAAAAAAAAAAAAAAAGCCUCUUACUUUGGUUUCCAUGGAAGGCGGCUGCUGCAGUUGGGAAAAACGGCCUUGAAAUAAUGUUACGAGCCUUGGUGACUGCUACAGAGCGCUCGGUGGCUCCGCUUCAGUCUUCAUGCAGAGACUCUUGCGCCGGGCACCGGACAGGAGGCACCUGGGGGACACCGAAGGCUCUCGGGUCCGUCCUCCUUCACGAGCACCUCUUCCCUUUGCUGCUUCUCCUUUUUCUGCCUCUUUGCCCCAUGGUUUUGCUAAGGUUUUUGCAUCGUGGUCUGUUGGUUUUGGCUGGCAAACAGGAAAAAAUGUUCCCUGGAGGCUAUUGACCUCAGACUUUCCAAAGACCUACUUUACUCGACCUGGAAUGGCCAGUCAACAAGCAGAAGUUCAGAGCUUGAAACUAAGUAAUGAUUCAAUUAUAGAAGGAGUAAGUGACCAGGUGCUGGUGGCAGUAGUACUCAGUUUCUCUUUCAUUGCUGCUCUGGUGUAUAUGCUUUUAAGAAAUGAACAUCAGAACAUUCACCCGGAAAACCAGGAACUAGUGCGAGCACUCCGGCAGCAGCUUCAAACAGAACAGGAUGAAUCUGCUGGUGAUAGACAUCAUUUCUACACUGACAUGUCCUGUCCAGUCUGUUUACAGCAAGCUACUUUUCCCAUUGAAACAAACUGUGGGCAUCUUUUCUGUGGUGCCUGCAUUAUUGCUUACUGGAGGUAUGGCUCAUGGCUGGGUGCUAUUCGCUGCCCAAUCUGCAGACAAACGGUAAUGCUUUCUGUAAUAAAAAAUCCAAUAAUUCUAACUCCAGUGAUAGGCCCUGAUCCUGCAAACAUACAUUCAUAUGCAAAGGGACAGAGGCAGGAUAUUGAAUGGGAGGAAGAAAAGACAUAUGGAGCUGAGUUGAAGGUGACAUUAUUUUUGCCACUCUUUGGUGAGGAUCAACCAGAUGCAGCCCAGGUGCUUCAAGAUGUUAGUGAUUACAACCGGAGAUUCUCAGGGCAGCCGAGAUCUAUUAUGGAAAGAAUUAUGGAUUUGCCCACCUUACUGCGUCAUGCUUUCAGAGAGAUGUUUUCUGUUGGAGGCCUCUUCUGGAUGUUUCGUAUCAGAAUAUUCCUCUGUCUGCUAGGAGCUUUGCUGUAUCUGGCUUCACCUCUGGAUUUUCUACCUGAAGCCCUAUUUGGAAUUCUGGGGUUUUUGGAUGAUUUCUUUGUCAUCUUUCUGCUGCUGAUAUACAUCUCCAUCAUGUAUCGGGAAGUGGUGACACAGCGACUGAACAGGUGAAAGGAAUGGAAAUGGCCAGGAUGCUGAAGCUUGCAUGAAAUGUUGGACAAAGGGAACCAUGGCACAAGUAUGAUAAUAAAGCACCUAUAUACAUUUUAUUUUUUUUUACAGUUACAUCACUUUUACUCAGUCUGCUUAUGCAAAUGUAAAGGGUUAAAACUUAGCAAUGGUUGCCUGGAAUCUUUAGUUUGUGUAUUACAUACUCUUAGACAAUGAUGAGGUGAGCUAUAUGAUAUAAUACAUUACCUACAUCUUCUUGCACUUGAUGAGCAAUUGUAUGUAAUGCAAGAGCAUACACAGGUAUAAAACACAUCUUCAGAUCUAUGCUUUGUGAAAAGAAAGUUCUAGCAAAGCGGUGGCAUGACUGUUAAGAAAACAAAGUAUUUGGAUUAACUUGAUGUAUUAGGACACAGUGUUCAGGUUAGCAAAUUGCUUCAUGUCUCACUGUGGUGGGUAAAACACUUUUUAAAGAAAAACAGUUUGGCAUCUCUCUCUGCAAAAAGAAACCUAAAGAUAGCAGCAUUACAGUGAAUUUUUCUGCUGUUCAGUAUUCCUAUUAAACAAAUAUUAGGAACAAAUCAGUAUUGCUUAACUGCUGUGUACAAUCACAAGCAGUUCUUACAAUUUUACAUUUCUGUUCUGGAAUAAAUGCUUUCCAUUAAAGUAAAAUAAAGGAGUAAUCAUGACUGUUAUGCAUUCCAGUUAGAUAAUACUGUGGUUUGAAAGAAGCACAUUUUUCACUUAGGUCUUGUCUACUUCAAGGGUAUUUAUUUGAAUGUGAGGUACAUCACACUAUUGUAAAUUCUCCUUUAUAUUGGCUCAGUUUAUCUAAACUGAGAGUUUACAGCAAUGCAACUACAUCUGAGUAGCUGACCAGUCCAAAAACACUUACGGUGCCUUUACACGUGCUCUGGGGUGGGGUUAACUGGAGCAGUUCUCAGGAGCUGCUCUAAUUAAAAUAUCUGCAGUGUCUCAUAUUCAGUGUCCCAUGCAUCAAAAUGGCGGUGGGGGUGCUUUACCUAAAACCUGUUGUACGAGCUUUAGUUAAAGUGCCCCCGCCACCAUUUUGAAACGUGCGGAUGCUAAAUACAUGCGACACAGAGGCUACUGGAGCAUUUUAAUUAGAUUGAGCAGAGUCGAUUAAUCGAGUCCACUCCGAUGCACGAACGUCAGAGCAGGCAUCGGGUACGUGUAUAGGUGCCCUUAGACACUGGAUUCUGUUUUUGCUCAAAAGUUUCCCUGAAUUAGGGAUGCUAUGGGGAUGAGAAUAUUAAGAUGAAACACAAUAUUAUUUGACAAAUUUAAACACACAACUUGAAAAACAGUCCAGUUACCUGGGGCCAUAGAAAUCUGCUGGAAAUGUCAAAACAGUAGGAUUUUUUUGGUAAGAGUUUUACUCUCAGAUAUCAUAAGCUAUAGAGUUGAAAAUAAAAUAACUUCCACUAAAGAAUUAACAAUGUCACAAGCUAUUCUGUUGGUGUUAAGUACUUUUUAGAUAAAAGAACGAUAACUAUUUUUAAAGCCAAAAGCAAAUAUUCUAACUUCCUGAAUACUUGAAAAGAAAAAUAAUAGAAAUAGCUGACCCUCUGCCCAUUUACAUGACAUGAGCUGGGACAUGCUUUUUAAAGGGAUUUUAGUACGGUUACCAUUUCUUGUGCGCACAAACAUACACUUUAGUACUCCUACAUGGAUGAGGAUGGUAAAAUUCACAUAUCUUUUAGAUACAGCAUGCUGCUGAUUCUGUCACUUUUGCACUGGUGCUUAAGAAGUGCAUGCACUGAUUUUACUUUUACAAGUAUAAAGUCUUUUUGAAAAUUUACUGUUGAAUAUCCAGAGCUAUGUUGUUGUUAACCUGGAUCAUUGAACUUUUCUUCAUACCUGUCCUAUAUUUGAGAUUGGGGGGGGGGGGGGAAGAGAAAGUGGAGGAGAUUGAAAAUAGAAUUUUAAAACAAAACAGGACUUUUCAUUAAGUGAAUUCUCUAGCUUUGGCUACUUUCUGUUGUUCUUUAACUCCUUACUUCAGCUUUUCCCUUCAUUUUUGUCAUCAACCAAUAUACAGUGAAAACGUAUUGGCUACCUCAAUUAGAUAUCAGUAUGCUAUUGUUCUUUGAAUCCUACUUAAAGCUGGGGAACACAAAACUUCCUUGCAUAUGCACUAAGGUGUCACAGCAAGGUGGUAUUCUGGAGUGUUGGGGGUGUAGGUCUGUGCAGUGCUGCUGUGGAAAUGUCUCUCUUUAAAGAGGUCUGUCUAGUGGCAAAUCCAAGCAGUGGCUGAAGGGCAGGGAAACUUAGCCUCCUUUGUCUUAUGGUGUUUGACCCUCCCCUUAACUUGCUUAGAGCACAGCAUAGACUACUGGUUAUAACCAGUGGAGCCCUCUCUUAGACUUGAUACCUUGUUUUUUAUGCUUUUGUCCAUGCCCCUCUUUACUCUCAGAAUGCCCUUCCUUAGCUGAUCUGCAAGCCUCUCACUGACUCUGUCAUGUCCCUUCUUCCACCCUCUUCUGUCACAAUACCUAUGCAAAAUUAGUCAACUAAGGAGGCUGUUCCCAAAGCAACGCUUUCUGCACUUGAGCACAAGCCAUCACUGAGUAACUGCCUUAAUCUGGCUGAUGUUAUUCUGUUUCCUCCUCCGCCCUUUCCUUUCUUGGCAGCAGUGGGUCAUCUCAUCUUUCUGAUCAGGAGGCACUCAGUACACCAUUGGGUACCGAUAGGAAUAAUAUAGUCUUCAGUUCAGCAAAGCGUAUGAGCAUUAAUACUAGCUGAAUCAGGACCACUCAUCCAUCCUGUGGACCCUGGGCUCUUUGGUAUUCUGCACCCACCACAUACUAUGAAACUAAUAAUAUAGUGCAACUAAGUCACCAGCAAUAGCGGCUUAAGGAGACAGGUGCUGCACUAUGUCAGCUGAUACAAGAGUUAAAGAUACUGACUGCUGAAUCUGCUUUUUCACUUUGCCCCCACUCUCUCUCUGCUCCUCAUCACUGUCACUUGCAUGCUUGUCUAGACAUCUUCUUUUGUCCUAGAGAAAAUUCUUCACCAAUCACUACCUUAUUUCACUGGAACCUGUCUCCAUUGUUUGAACGUGUAUGUGUAGAGACAGGAGUCCUUUUUAUGUAUUCAUCGCUAUGGUAUCUGACCACCAAUAUGGAUGUCUAUCUAAGUCUUAGCAGUAAAUGUCAAUUCCAGUUACAGGACAAUGUUCAAUGGUCCUUUCAGAACAGCUGCCAAUAGCCCAUCAUGAGAUUGGAGGCUUUUGGGUUUUGUUUGGUUUUUUUUGAAGGAUUGCAGUGGCCUUUACACCCAAAGGAUAGGUCUGUUCUGCAGUCAAGACAAUACUGCAGGUCAUGAAGACCUACCCCAGCUAGCUGUGGCACUUUGUGUAGUGUAGCUCUUGCAGCACAGUAUAGGCUGCUAAGCGUUUUGGAGAAGCUGAGCAGUUUCACUGAGCUUUUAGCUACUGGAACACACUGCAAGCAGCACUCAUUUAAAACUAGCCAGGGUAUACAAGCUGCAGACACACCUUUGGCAUACCCUAGAAAAUGAUGCACUGUCAGGUUGUUCAUUGGGAUUUUCUCCCCUAUUCUCAAGCCAUGUUGAAAAAACUCAAACAGUAGCACCUAAGGAUUAAGAGAAAAAAAUUACAAGUUGUGAAAGGUUGUCACCUCCUCCCUGUAAGCUGUGACCGUGUCAUAAGACCAUGAACAAGGGAGAAACCAUAACAAUACUUCCUAGCUCCCAUGGAAUAUCCUGCAGUAUCCUACGGCCUCACCAUGACCCUUAUUACAAAUGCUAUAUAGAAUGAUCUGUUUCUGGGCUGGUUGUGACCUGUAGCAUCAAUGUCAGUUUAUAGUGAGAGGCAGGCUGCUGGAUGUUGCAGGGAGAAAAUAGCUACAGGUCCCAUAACAGCUGUUCAGGGCUAUGGUCUACAUUCAACAUUAGAUCCUCUAAGAACUCUAAGAUGCCUGCUCUUUUUACUGACAAUAAAUCACUGUUAAAAUAA